AUGCCUCCCCGUAGAGCUAACGCCAGCAAUGCGAAUGCCAGGAAUGCAAACACAGCUCCUCCAGUUCCUGAUCAAGAAGUCUCGAAUGCAGAAUUCAGGAACGCCAUUCAGAUGUUGGCUCAGAGUGUGAACAAUCAGCGGGUUCCAGUUCAGGCAAAUGCUAAUGUUGGGUUAGCUGCAGCUAGAGUGCGAGACUUUGUUAGGUUGAAUCCGCCAGAGUUCUUAGGAUCGCAACACAUUGAUGGUGACAAGCUUAGGGAACAGGCUAAGGAGAACAAGAAGGCUAGGACAGGAAACUAUGACUAUUCUCAGCAGAAACCGGGUGGUGGAAAUCGCUCUCAGAGACAGCAGAAAUUUUCAACUCCAGCACCUUCAUCAGCCAGUGUCCCAUCUUCCAAGUUUUGGAAUAAUCAGAAGGGUGAAGCAUUAGGCUCUAAGUCUCAAGAUCCAAGGGCUACUCAUUCUUUUGCAACUCCUUAUAUAGAAGUCCAAUUCACUAUUGUGCACCCAUACCUCACACCUACUGUCUGUGAGACAAAACAAACUUACAUGGCAACAUUAAAGCCAUAUACGGACGAAGUGAAGGACACAAUCAUUAAUGCCUUAAAGGAUAAUUUGAAAGGCGUCAAUGUCCUCACUUCAGCAGUAGAGAACGAGGAGGAUGAAAUAUUGGGAGAGAACAAUUCCAAUAAGCCUUUUGAUGUUGAUGAAAUCCUUCCAUUAGCAAUAGUCGAUGAAGAUCUUGUUGCAGUUGAUGAGUACGUUGCAGAAAAAGUUAAUGAACAAGAUGAGGAGAAGAUAGAAGAAAAAGAAGAUAAGUUGGAAGUGAAGAAACAAGAGGAGGAGAAGAUGGAAGAAAAAGAAGAGAAAGAAAAAAAAGAAGAAAAGGAAGAGGAGAAGCAGGAAGAAGAUGGAGAAAAAGAAGAGGAGAAGCAGGAAGAGAAUGUAGAAGAAGGCUUGGCAGAAGCGGGAAAAGAAGGCAGUAAUGAAAUUUCAAUGGACAUGAUGGGUAUUGUUAUGGAGCUCAAUGGUGAGCUCAAUGAUGAUGAGUAA
This is a messenger RNA of Solanum tuberosum (potato), 1053 nucleotides long. RefSeq names its product histone H3.v1-like. The record is from RefSeq and is a predicted model, not a curated record. The transcript is spliced from 6 exons. NCBI's taxonomy places the organism in Eukaryota, Viridiplantae, Streptophyta, Magnoliopsida, Solanales, Solanaceae. The coding region runs from base 1 to 1053 and encodes 350 amino acids.